Messenger RNA from Salvelinus sp. IW2-2015, 3760 nucleotides. Its product is annotated as EGF-like repeat and discoidin I-like domain-containing protein 3. Gene Ontology annotation, cellular component: plasma membrane. The record is from RefSeq and is a predicted model, not a curated record. Lineage: Eukaryota; Metazoa; Chordata; Actinopteri; Salmoniformes; Salmonidae. Gene Ontology annotation, molecular function: calcium ion binding; signaling receptor activity.
GAUAACUGUGACAGACCGUGUAGCCUACUGCACGCUCCUCAACCGCCAGGGGUUGUACACACACAUUCGCACACACACACUGCCUGACACUCACGUGCACUCUCAGUGAAACCGUCUCCCCGGGACCAGCACGCACGCACAAUCUCUCGUCUAUCACAGCGCAUCGCGCACCACUGCGGUAAGACGGGAAGGCAGGCAGCGGAGCCCUGGCACUCACUUGUUUCAACACUCGGCAUUCCAGGUAGUGCGUCUGUGACUCUCCGGAAAAUAAGAGGACUUACCACCACCAAUCGAGGGGGAGGUAUAAAACCACUAGGCUAAUACCACUCAGAGACUAGCCAUUCUGCUCGUGAAAAGUUAUUCAAUCCUCUUGAUUUCCUCACAUUGGAAGUGAAACCUGCUAUUUGAAAGAGGAUGAGACCGUUACUCGUAUCCAUCGUCCUCUGCUUGAGCGCUUCUGUCCCACAUUUUGUGAAAGGGGAAGUUUACGAGCCCAAUCCCUGCGAGAAUGGGGCUGCCUGCCUCAAUGUUCUGGCCGACGAAUCCUUCUCAUCAGCAGAUGGUGAGGAGGAGACGACUUCAGCAGGACCUUGCCAUCCGAACCCAUGCCACAACAGAGGAAUAUGUGAAAUCAGUGAAACCUACAGAGGCGACACGUUCAUAGGUUACGUCUGCAAGUGUCCAACCGGUUUCAACGGGAUCCACUGCCAACACAAUGUUAACGAAUGCGAGAAAGAACCUUGUAAAAAUGGGGGCAUCUGCACAGAUCUGGUUGCCAACUACUCUUGCGAAUGCCCUGGGGAGUACAUGGGAAGGAACUGCCAAUACAAAUGCUCUGGACCACUGGGCAUGGAGGGGGGCAUCAUCUCCAACCAGCAGAUAACAGCCUCGUCCACCCACCGUGCUCUGUUCGGCCUGCAGAAAUGGUACCCCUACUUUGCCCGGCUCAACAAGAAGGGCCUGGUCAACGCCUGGACGGCUGCCGAGAACGACAGAUGGCCCUGGAUCCAGAUUAACCUACAGAGGAGGAUGCGGGUCACCGGACUAAUUACCCAGGGUGCAAAGCGUAUCGGCAGCCCAGAGUACGUCAAGUCUUACAAAGUGGCCUCCAGUGACGAUGGCAAGACCUGGAGGACAUACAAAGUCAAGGGCACAGAUGAGGACAUGAUAUUCCGUGGAAAUGUGGAGAACAACGCUCCCUCUGCCAACUCCUUCACCCCUCCCAUUGAAGCACAGUACGUGCGCAUCUACCCCCAGGUCUGUAGGAGACACUGCACCCUGCGCAUGGAGCUGCUCGGCUGUGAGCUCACAGGCUGCUCUGAGCCCAUGGGGAUGAAGUCUGGCCACAUCCAGGACUACCAGGUCACAGCGUCCAGCCUCUUCAGAACACUCAACAUGGACCUGUUCACCUGGGAGCCCGGCAAGGCCCGUCUUGACAAACAGGGCAAGGUCAAUGCCUGGACGUCUGGACACAGUGACCAAUCCCAGUGGCUACAGGUUGACAUGCUCCUGCCUACUAAAAUUACCGGCGUCAUCACCCAGGGGGCGAAGGACUUUGGCCAUGUCCAGUUCGUGGGCUCCUACAAGGUGGCCUACAGCAACGAUGGAGAGAGGUGGCUCGUAUAUCAAGAUGAAAAACAGAGGAAGGACAAGGUGUUCCAAGGAAACUUUGACAAUGACACGCACAGAAAGAACGUGAUAGAUCCGCCCAUCUACGCCCGAUUUGUCCGGAUCCUUCCAUGGUCGUGGUACGGAAGGAUCACUUUGCGUGCAGAGUUACUGGGAUGCACAGAGGAAGAGUGAUCACCCUUCCUCCUCAUCUGUCCACCUAUCCCCCUCUCCCCUCUUUAAUACUGGAUCAUCUAUCCCAGAUUCAGUGUUUCAAUAUAAACUGUGCAACCUGUAAAAAUAAAUCAUUUUCAAAUGGAUUUUUCAAGAAUAUGUGUUUGGUUAUGAUGGGUUGCUGUUUGAUUUAAACCUGCCCUUGUCCUGGUUUUGUCCCUUUUUUGUUUUCUUAUUUUUGUGGUAAAUGUAUUUUUAUUCCUCUCCAUAUUUUUUCCCCAUCAUGUUUGGAAUGAACUUGGGUAACAUAUUUGAUGGGAGGGGGCUGGAGUGUGGAGAGGGGAAUCACACUGUGGUUUAAACAUAUUGCCCUGGAAGCUACUGUACACUGUCACUUUUUAACAAAGAAAACGUGAAACCUGUCUAUCAUGCUUCAUUGGACAUUGUUAACCCCACUGAAACUUAUUUCGGAACUAUCCCAAAAAUCAUUAAACUAUCACAACUAAAUACUACAGUGACAGAUAUAUAUUUACUUUUGAUUAUAACACCUCUUCAAGCCAGGCUUUUAACAUUACUGACAUUGUAGGGCAAAUAAAAUACAAUAACAAUGCUCAAUGCUGUUGUAUUAAAUGUAAAACACUAAAUAAUUGCAUGGUGCAUAAAUUAUGAUAUUAAAAGUUUAUUAUGACAUAAUUUAAAACUCCUUCCCUAAGAGAAAUUGCUUUGGUUUGGUUUAACGUGCAUUUCUCAAUAGUUCUGAUACACACACUGCAAAAGCUUAAAAGUGAUCUACUAGACGAAUAACAAGGACAAAAGUGGCACUGCAGUAUAGAUACAGAGGUUGAUGGGCUGGCUGAUUGAAGUGUGUCCAAAUACUCUUGAAUUUUCUAUCUCAUCUUUAAUUUAUUUACAUGUAUUUAGCAUUUACAUUUUGUGUUUGAAAGAUCUCUUCUUGGAAUGUCACAUUUUUAGAAUUGUAUACAUUGUUUAGACUUUGUUUAUUUUCUCUGCUUUUGUAUCCUUGUGCCCAAUCCUCCUCCUGCCUUUACAAUAUCAUUUUUAAUCAAUGUGAAAAGCUCAGGAUAGAAGUCACCCAUCCAUACCCACACAAAGAGUAAGCCCUCCUUUGAAUAAUAAUAUUUGACAAUAUGUUAAGUGUACAGACAUUACCGUGCUAAUGAAAUAAAUCAAAUUAUAUUAAAAAUGUAUCACACAAAUUAUUAUAUUAACAGAAUCACACAAAAAGCUUUCUAUUCAUGCGUUUUCAAAAAGAAUAUAAAUACAUGUAAGAACUUUGAAUAUUUAAAUAUCUGUACAAUGAACAUUAUCAGUUGUUACAGUAUGUCACUGUAUUUCAGUGUUGCAUUUGAAAGUAUCAUGACAUGCAUCAUGAAAGUCUAAUACUUCUUAGAUCCAUGGACACGGCAUUAGCAUCAUGCCAUGCAACUCACUUUUUAUAAUUGAUGUAUUUGGCUGUGCAUAAUGGUUUUAAUUUAAUUUUUUAAUAUCUUGGCUUUUGAUCAAGCUAUUUAUGAGUAUAUCUUGUCAAGAAGUUUCUGUGUCCAUAAUGUUGUCUUCUUGAUUGAUCAUUCUAGAUCGCUGUCUGUGUGCGCUUUUCACACAAGGGAUCGUUACUAACCAAUGGAGAUGUCAGCAUGACAUAUGAGGAGGGAUACAGUAUCAAAUAUGUCCAUGUCCACAGGCACAUUAUGUUACAGGUCUUUUACCUUGCACUCACCAUUGGUGCAUUGUAAAACCUUCGCUAACAGGUGAAGGGGAACCAAUAAGUCAAUUUUGUGUUUCUGUGUCUACUCAGUCUGAGUAUCAAGCGCUAUAUAGAAAAGUGUACCAAUGAUAUGCUAAUUAGUCCACGCCUGCAGAAGAGAGUGUCAGAAACUACGACUGUGUACAGCUGAGAAAGGAUUCUGCUUUUUCGGUCUUUCCGUUUGACCAAUAAAAAAGAUGUCUGUGAUUUAAA